UACGGAGCAAGUCAUUUACACAUCCUUUCUUCUUCUUCUUCUUCUUCAUCCUCACAGCACUCGCUUUUGAUCUAAAACGAUAAUUUGGAAAAGGGUUUAUUAGCAUUCACUGAUGGGUUUCGGUUCUGUUUAUCGCACUCUAACGGAACUAUUUCCUCAGAUUGAUGCACGAAUUUUGAGGGCUGUUGCUAUAGAACACCCCAAGGAUGCUGAUGAAGCUGCUGCUGUUGUUCUUUCAGAGAUUCUUCCUUCAAUUACCUCAGACUUGUCCCAUAAUCCAACCCAAUCUUCCAACAGGUCGUUCCCAAGUAUUACAGAGCGCCAAGAGGGCAUAUCUUCUAUUCUGGGAGAUGUUGUUUCUAGGUGUCGCUCAUUUCUUGGAGUUUCUAGCAUAUCUUCUUCUUCUUCUUCUUCACAAACUUCCCCCCUGGUUACCAGUAACCACGAUAGAAGUGCUCCACAUACUGAUUUGAUCUCGAAUUUGAACGAGCUAACAAAUAUACUAUCAAAUGUUGUUCAUGAUGUUAGUGAGGAAGUUCAAUCUUUCAAUGAAGCUCAUAGAAAAGAGCACGAAAACUAUGAAUUUGGUAGGUGUUUUGAUGUUUCGAGCAACACAAAAUUUGCCUUGCAUGCGCCAGAGGAUAAUAUUGUGUCAGUGGUCUCUGCCAUUCCCCAAGAUAAGAAAUUGACUUGCGAAUUUUUGGAAGAUCGUGGUUUUCAUAUGACAUGGAAUCAAGCAGAAAAUGAUGUAACAAAGGUGGUCUGUUUAACUUCUGGAGAUAAUACAACAACUAUACAUGAGCAGGAUUCAUGUUUUGAAGUUGGCUCUGGGAGUACAAAUGUUGUGGACGAGACUUCAAAUUGUUCAUUGGUCUGUGAAAAUGGUGAUACUGAAAUUGGUGAUGCUUUUAGUACAUCGACCCACGUAUGCAGCGUCGAUCACCUUAAGGAGAUUAUCGAAGAUGCCAAAACUAACAAGAAAACCUUGCUUGCUGUGAUGGACUCGGUUACGAAUUUGAUGAGAGAAGUUGAACUUCAAGAGAAGGAUGCAGAGAAGUCAAAGGAGGGAGCUUCUAGGGGAGGUUUGGAUACUCUUCAAAAGGUUGAGGAGCUCAAGAAGAUGCUGGAACAUGCCAAAGAAGCAAAUGCCAUGCACGCUGGAGAAGUAUAUGGAGAGAAGUCAAUUUUAGCCACUGAAGUGAAGGAGCUUGAAAACCGGUUGCUCAACUUAUCAGAAGAACGAAACAAAUCUCUUGCUGUCCUUGAUGAGAUGAGAGGAAGUCUUGAAAUAAGACUAGCGGAAGCAUUGGAGAUGAAAAAGACUGCUGAGCAAGAAAAGAAAGAAAAAGAAGAUUCUGCACUUAAGGUACUUGCUGAACAAGAAGCCAACAUGGAGAGAGUAGUCCAAGAAACAAAGCUUCUGCUGCGGGAGGCAGAAGGAAACUCCAAGCUUCGAGAGUUUCUAAUGGAUCGUGGACAGAUCGUAGAUUCCUUACAAGGAGAAAUUUCAGUGAUCUGUCAAGAUGUGAGGCUGUUGAAGGAGAGAUUUGACAACCGAGUGUCACUAACCAAAUCCAUCUCGUCCAGCCACACUAGUUCAUGCGGGUCAUCUGUCAGAAGCUUGGUGCUUGAGAAUCCUUCUGAGCGAUUGAAUGGAGUGACUGAAACCUCAAGCUACAACAAUAUCCCAGAAGCAGCAGCUUCCUCCAUGAACAACUGUAGAGAGCUUGUUGAAGAUGGUUGGGACAUCUUUGACAAGGAGACCGACCUUUAAGGUCGUUGGUGCUGAAGAAUGAAGUGACUGUACAUAUUAAAGAAUAAAUGGAUUCAUCUCCUACUUCGCUUAGACCAAAACUUGGAUCUGUGAUUGUAUACUGGUUCUAGCUUUAUUCAACUUAUGAGCUAUCCUCAGUGUUUCGUUCUUUGUUUGACAAUAACAAUAGAUACUAGGAGUUUCAAAAGUUUUUAUUAAAGGGAUUUUUACA
Messenger RNA from Capsella rubella, 1985 nucleotides. RefSeq lists its product as uncharacterized. Lineage: Eukaryota; Viridiplantae; Streptophyta; Magnoliopsida; Brassicales; Brassicaceae. The record is from RefSeq and is a predicted model, not a curated record. The transcript has 9 exons. Bases 113 to 1774 code for a protein of 553 amino acids.